Messenger RNA from Capsicum annuum, 399 nucleotides. RefSeq lists its product as uncharacterized. The transcript has a single exon. Lineage: Eukaryota; Viridiplantae; Streptophyta; Magnoliopsida; Solanales; Solanaceae. The record is from RefSeq and is a predicted model, not a curated record. The coding region runs from base 1 to 399 and encodes 132 amino acids.
AUGAAACUGCAACUACUUAAACAUCACCUUGAGAUGGCUCAAGUGAGGAUGAAACAACAAGCAAAUGGUCAUAGGAGUGACAGGGUAUUUGCAGUCCGGGAUUGGGUCUAUUUUAAGGUGCAACCUUAUAGACAAGUCACUAUUGCUCAACAUUCUUUUCAUAAACUUACAGCAAAAUACUAUGGCCCCUUUCAAGUCAUUAAAAGAGUUGGACCUGUUGCUUACACUCUUUUGUUUCCUUCGUCUGUUAAGAUUCAUCCUACUGUACAUGUAUCUCUCCUAAAGAAAUAUCAUGUUGUUUUGAACCAAAUCUCUUAUCCCCCUACCACUGAUAUUGCUGAUCCCAGUGCCCAAAUCUUGAGUCUGUGUUACAGAGGAGAAUGGUUAAGAAUGCAAUAA